UUCGUGGUGCGCUUCAGAAAAAUGACGGAGGCCGAGCUGUACUCUGUGUAUAAAGGUGUGUACGUGCCGAAGGACCUGCAUCCUCCAGAAAGCCUGAAAUACUGCGAGGACUUCGCUUUCCGUCCAGACGACGUCCUGAUCGUCACCUACCCCAAAUCCGGAACAACAUGGAUGCAGGAGGUGGUUCCUCUGAUCGUGAGCGAGGGUGAUCUGACGCCGGUGCUGACCGUGCCGAACUGGGACCGAGUGCCAUGGCUGGAGGAGCACCGGGCCAUCCUGCUCGGUCUGGAGCAGAGACCUUCUCCGCGCGUCUUUGCGACUCACUUCCAUCGCCACAUGAUGAACGAGUCCUACUUCAAAACCAAGCCCAGGGUUCUCUAUGUCAUGCGUAACCCGAAAGACGUGUUCACUUCCUCGUUUCACUACUACGGAAUGGCCUCGUACCUCGUGAACCCAGGGAGCCAAGACGAGUUCAUGGAGAAGUUCCUCGACGGGACAAUCAUAUUCGGCUCCUGGUUUGAUCACGUCAAAGGCUGGAUCGGUGCUGAAGAACAGGAAUCCAUACUGCACAUAUUCUACGAGGAGAUGAUCGCUGACCUGAAAGGCUCCGUGGAGAAAAUCGCCAAGUUUCUCGGUAAACCUCUGAGUCCGGACGUGACGGAGAAGAUCGCCGAGCACUGCGUCUUCAAGAACAUGAAACAAAACAAAAUGUCCAACUUUUCUCUGGUUCCGGAGCAAUACAUGGACCAGAAAAAAUCGGAGUUCAUGAGGAAAGGAAUCGCCGGUGACUGGAAGAACCAUUUCACCGAAGCCCAACAGCAGCGAUUUAAUUCGGUAUACAAAGACAAGAUGAGAGACGUGAAAUUCAAAUUCACGUGGGACUGAAAAAACGCAUGCAUUUAAUCAGAUUUGCUUCUUAUAAAUCUUUGAUGCACAUUCACAACAAGACUUAAAAAAAAAAAAUAUUACAAGACAAUUUUGCAAAGCAUUUUGAGUAAAAACUAUUAAAUAAACAAUAGUUGCAUCUAUACUAUUAAUUAUUCUUGUUAUGUGUAUCAUCCUUACGUUGCACUUGAGUUUUACGAUUAAAGAUAUCACUGAAAAUUAA
Molecule: messenger RNA, 1108 nt
Organism: Puntigrus tetrazona (Sumatra barb)
Lineage: Eukaryota; Metazoa; Chordata; Actinopteri; Cypriniformes; Cyprinidae
Product: sulfotransferase 2B1-like
Exons: 6
Coding region: 22-885 (287 amino acids)
Biological process (GO): sulfation
Cellular component (GO): cytoplasm
Molecular function (GO): sulfotransferase activity
Source: RefSeq, a predicted model, not a curated record